Pteronotus mesoamericanus is the source of this 579-nucleotide messenger RNA. RefSeq names its product chromobox protein homolog 3-like. The coding region runs from base 28 to 579 and encodes 183 amino acids. Gene Ontology annotation, cellular component: pericentric heterochromatin; nucleus. Gene Ontology annotation, biological process: negative regulation of transcription by RNA polymerase II; chromatin organization. NCBI's taxonomy places the organism in Eukaryota, Metazoa, Chordata, Mammalia, Chiroptera, Mormoopidae. The transcript has a single exon. Gene Ontology annotation, molecular function: chromatin binding. The record is from RefSeq and is a predicted model, not a curated record.
AAUAGCUCUUCAAAUCUGCAAUAAAAAAUGGCCUCCAAUAAAACUACAUUGCAAAAAAUGGGAAAGAAACAUAACAGAAAGAGUAAAAAAGUUGAGGAGGCAGAGCCUGAAGAAUUUGUAGUAGAAAAAGUGUUGGACCUACGAGUAGUGAAUGGGAAGGUGGAGUAUUUCCUGAAGUGGAAGAGAUUCACAGAUGCUGACAGUACUUGGGAACCUGAAGAAAAUUUAGAUUGUCCAGACUUAAUUGAAGCAUUUCUUAAUUCUCAGAAAGCUGGUAAAGGAAAAGAUGGUACAAAAGGAAAGUCUUUACUUGACAGUGAAUCUGAUGAUAGCAAAUCAAAGAAGAAAAGAGGUGCUGGUGAUAAACGAAGAAGCUUUGCCAGAGGUCUUGAUCCUGAACAAAUAAUUGGUGCCACAGACAGCAGUGGAGAAUUAAUGUUUCUCACGAAGUGGAAAGAUUCUGAGGAGGCAGAUUUGGUGCUUGCAAAAGAGGCAAAUAUGAAGUGUCCUCAAAUUGUAAUUGCUUUUUAUGAAGAGAUACUAACUUGGCGUUCUUGUCCAGAAGAUGAAGCCCAAUAA